AUGCCUCACCCGGUUUCGCCGCCCCUGGUGGUGUCGAAAGAGGCCCCUCCCCCGCCGUCACAGGAGGAUGUCGCGGCCUUCCUCAACACAAUCUUUACCGCCCAGACGUCCGCCGCCUCCAUCGAUGCCUGCUACGGGCUCUGCGAGCUGCUGCUGAGCUCCGUCGGCUCCGCCGGCCUGACGACGUACGGCAUCCUCGCCGAGAUCAAGAAGGCCGCCGCCGAUAAGAAGAACGGGCUGCGCCGCGAGAGCAGCCAGAACCUGCUGGGCGCCAUCUUUGAGCGCUUCCCGCCGCGCGAGGCCCUGAGCGAGGUCGUGCUGCUGGUCCAGGAUGCCGGCACCGUGCCCUGCGCCCUGGAUGCCCUGGCCGACAAGGGCUCCGUCGUCCGCGAGGCUGCCCAGUAUGGCCUCGACGCCCUCUUCGCCAACCUCAGGCCCGAGGCUCUCGUCGUCGGUCUGCUGCCCGUGCUGACGCAGUAUCUCGAGAAGAAGACGGGCAAGUGGCAGGGCACCGUCGGCGCCUACCAGCUGCUGCAGAAGAUGGCCGACAAGGCCCAGAUCGUCGUCGGCAGCACCAAGGAGGAGGCUGCGGCACAGGACGUGCUGCGCGAGGCCAUGGGCGCCAAGCUGGCCGGCCUGAUCCCCCUUGUCGAGGGUGGCAUGCACGACUUGAAGACCGAGGUCGAGAAGCAGGCCGUCAAGACGAUGAACUCUCUGACGACGCUCCUGUCCAACGACGACGUUGCCCCCCGGAUCCCCCUGCUGGUCGACACCAUGCAGCAUCCUUCGCCUCAAACCCUCCAGAAGGCCAUCCACGCCCUGUCCCAGACGACCUUUGUGGCUGUUGUCACGUCUCCCGUGCUGGCUCUGCUGACGCCCUUCCUUGAGAGGUCGCUCAACACCCCCACCACGUCUCAGGAGGUCCUCCGCCAGACUGUCGUCAUCGUCGAGAACUUGACCAAGCUUGUCCACGACCCCAUCGAAGCCCGAACCUUCCUUCCCAAGCUGAUGCCUGGUGUCAAGGGUGUCUGCGACCGUGCAUCUCUCCCCGAGGUGCGAGAGAUUGCCGAGCGAGCCCUGGCUACCAUGGAGAAGGCCAUGGGCAACGACAAGGACAUCAUUGCCCGGACCACUGUCGAGGACGUUGCCAAGGUUCUUGAUGCCGAGAUCCAGAAGCACAACGCCGCGGUGCUGCAAUCCGAGAUGUAUAAGCUCGCCAAGAACUACAUUUGCGAGAUGGUUGCCACCGAUGUCAACUACCGCUAUGUGACCCGGAUUUCUUCCAACAUUGUGCCCUACCUGAAGAGCCUGCUGCACCCUGACGCUGCCCAACAGGUGGGAGAUGCCGUCCAGCAAUUCUAUCUGGAAGAGGACCAGCGCAAGUACGGUGUUCCUGAGAAGGAGGACGAUGGCGAGGUCGAGAUUGUCAACGCCGACUUCUCGCUGGCCUACGGUGGUAUGCUGCUGCUUUCUCACACCAAUCUGCGACUUCUCAAGGGCCACCGAUAUGGUCUCUGCGGCCGCAACGGUGCCGGUAAGUCUACUCUCAUGAAGAGUAUUGCCGCCGGCAAGCUCGAGGGCUUCCCUCCCCAGGACGUCCUCCGCACCUACUAUGUCGAGCACAACCAGGGCGAAGACGCCGACAUCAGCAUCCUCGAGUUUGUCUCCAAGGACCCCGAAAUUGGUCCCCAAGGAACCGAGCACAUCUCCAAGGUUCUCGAGGAGUUCGGCUUCACGUCUGGACCCGAGGGCCGUCAGGCCCAAAAGGUCGGCUCUCUUUCUGGUGGUUGGAAGAUGAAGCUUGCCCUGGCCCGAGCCAUGCUCAAGGGUGCCGAUGUCCUCCUGCUGGACGAACCUACUAACCACUUGGACGUUGCCAACAUUGCCUGGCUGGAGAACUACCUCAAGUCGCACCCCGACAUUACCAGUCUGAUCGUGUCCCACGACUCUGGAUUCCUGGACAACGUCACCACCGACAUUUACCACUACGAGCCCAACAAGAAGCUCGCUUGCUACAAGGGCAACCUGGCCGCCUUCGUCAAGGUGCGCCCCGAGGCCAAGAGCUACUACACUCUUUCCGCAUCCAAUGUCCAGUUCAAGUUCCCUCCUCCGGGUAUCCUCACCGGUAUCAAGUCGCAGACUCGUGCCAUCAUUCGCAUGUCCAACGUCUCGUACACCUAUCCCGGGGCUUCCAAGCCUUCACUCCACGAGGUCUCCUGCUCUCUCUCGCUGUCCUCGCGAGUGGCCAUUAUUGGACCCAACGGUGCGGGCAAGUCUACCCUGAUCAAGCUGCUCACCGGCGAGACCAUCCCCACCACUGGCAAGGUUGAGAAGCACCCCAACCUCCGAAUCGGCUACAUCAAGCAGCAUGCCCUGGAGCACGUCGAGAUGCACCUGGAGAAGACUCCCAACCAGUAUCUGCAGUGGCGAUACCAGCACGGUGAUGAUCGUGAAGUGCACAUGAAGCAGACCCGUGCCUUGUCGGAGCAGGACCGCGCCCAGAUGGACAAGUUUGUCGAUCUCAAGGACGGCAAGCCCGCCAGGCAGAUUGAGGCGCUUGUUGGUCGUCAAAAGUUCAAGAAGACGUUCCAAUAUGAAGUGAAAUGGCGAGGCAUGCUCCCCAAGUUCAACACCAUGAUCUCACGUGAGACCCUUCUCGAGCUCGGCUUCGACAAGCUCGUCCAAGAGUUUGACGAUCACGAGGCUUCUCGUGAGGGUCUCGGUUACCGUGAGCUCCAGCCGUCCGUCAUCUCCAAGCACUUUGAGGAUCUUGGCCUGGACCCCGAGAUCGCCAACCACAACGAGAUUGGCUCUCUGUCUGGUGGCCAGAAGGUCAAGGUUGUCAUUGCCGGCGCCAUGUGGAACAACCCCCACUUGCUGGUUCUGGACGAGCCUACCAACUUCUUGGACCGAGACUCCCUGGGCGGUCUGGCCGUGGCGAUUCGCGAGUUCAAGGGAGGCGUUAUCCUGAUCUCCCACAACGAGGAGUUCGUCGGCGCUCUCUGCUCCGAGCAGUGGCUCGUCAACGACGGACGCGUGACUCAGCGAGGCAACACGGCUGUUGACCUGAACCGCUUCGAAGACAGCCGUCCCGGAAGCGGCGUCACCAGCACCGCGGCCAGCUCCGUCGUCAGCAGCGCCGUCAACUCUGGCGUCGAGGAUAACAAUGGCGAGCUCAAGUUCAAGGCUCGCAAGAAGAAGAAGUUGACCAAGAAGGAGCUCAAGGAGCGGGAAGUCCGUCGUCGUCUGAGACACAUUGAGUGGCUCAACAGCCCGAAGGGCACUCCUCACCCUCCCGAUACUGAUGACGAGGAGUAA
This is a messenger RNA of Trichoderma reesei QM6a, 3318 nucleotides long. RefSeq lists its product as uncharacterized. The transcript is spliced from 2 exons. Bases 1 to 3318 code for a protein of 1105 amino acids. The record is from RefSeq and is a predicted model, not a curated record. Gene Ontology annotation, molecular function: ATP hydrolysis activity; ATP binding. Lineage: Eukaryota; Fungi; Ascomycota; Sordariomycetes; Hypocreales; Hypocreaceae.